CCUUGUCUCGCCCCUGCCCUCAGUCCCACACCUGUUCCUGAUUAUCACAGCCAGUAUUUAAGUAAUUUUCUUUCUGUUCAUCAUUCUGGGAUCUUCACACUCGCUCACACGCUACCCAUGCUGCACCUCGAUUAUCUGCUUCAUGCCUUGCCAUGCUGUCCAUUUUGUCCACGAGCAGAGCCCAGAGGGACCUCCUUCAUUGCUGCUGUCCCAGGAAGCCAAACAGCAGGUGACGGUGGACCAGCCGUCCGCCAACGACGAGGUGGAAACCUCCAGCGCCUCGGCCAUGACGUCCACCAUCGACAGCUCCACCGAGGCCGACACGCCUCUGCAGACCGACUCGGAGGAGUUAAAGGCUGUGGAACAGGAAGCAGAACACGGCCCAGAAGAGUUGCAGCAGGAGAACCUUCAGGCAUCAAACGUACCAGAAGCGGACCAGGACAACCCCAACAUAGACGAACCACUCCCCGAGGCAAACGCUGAAUCUUCUCAGUCAUCCAAAACCCCCGCAGCUCAGCCUGGUGAGCCUCUGCAGGUCCCUUUGGACAACCAGAACCGAGUGUACCCCAUCCCAGAAGGCUACCGAGCAAUGGGAGGGGAUUUACGGUACGGGAGCCUCUCCCGUGGCAGCACCGCCCUCCAUGGCUAUUGGCCAACGAAAAACUUCCAACCCGGGGCACACUACACUUUGCCAUUCCUGAGGGACAGCUAUGCUCCCGCAACGGCCGACGACGGGAACCAGUCAGAAAAUCCUUUAGACGUGAGGAAUGACCACCCAGCGGGAAUUUACGCUACCUUGGGCGGGGUUCACCCCUUCCGACCCAUCACCACCAUGGAGCUCCUCAGAGAGCCUUCCAGAACCAGAGGUGGCUAUGACGAUGCCUUCAUGGCCCAGCUGGAGGGGAACCUGAACCCUUUCUUCCAGGCCAUGUGCCGAGCUCAGACCCUGCAUUUCCCCCACAAACGCAGCAGCAUGGUCAGCCUGGACAGCAUCCGCAGGGACCCUCGCUGGAGGGACCCCAAUCUUCACGAGGUCAUCGCCAUGCUCAGCCACCCGAUGGACCCGGUCAAGUCCAACGCCGCUGCCUACCUGCAGCACCUGUGCUAUGAGAACGAGCGCAUCAAGCAAGAGGUGCGCCAGCUGAACGGCGUACCGUCCUUGGUGGAUUUGCUUGACCACCCUAAAGCCGAAGUCCACCGAAAGGCCUGCGGGGCCUUGAGGAAUAUAUCCUACGGGAAGGACCACAACAACAAAAUGGCCAUCAAGAACUGUGACGGCAUCCAAGCUUUGGUCAGACUACUGAGGAAGUCCAGCAGCAUGGAGGUUAAGGAGUUAGUCACAGGCACUCUGUGGAACCUCUCCUCCCACGAGCCUCUGAAGAUGAUGGUCAUCAACCAGGGCCUUCAAACGCUCAACGACGAAAUCAUCAUCCCUCACUCGGGCUGGAGGAGAGACCCCGGCGACCCGUCUAAGCGCCACAGCGCCGAGUGGACCACCGUCUUUAAGAACACGUCGGGAUGUCUGAGAAACGUCAGCUCGGACGGAGCCGAGGCUCGACAGCAGCUGAGGGAGUGUGAAGGACUGGUGGAUGCUCUCCUUCACGCGCUUCACUCGGCGGUGGUCAACAAGGACACGGACAACAAGUCGGUGGAGAACUGCGUGUGCAUCCUGAGGAACCUUUCCUACCACGUCCACAAGGAGGUGGCGGGAGUGGAGCGCCUCCAGGAGCCUCACGUCACUCAGCUGAUGAGGUCAGUGGGGCCUCACAAGAAGAAGAGCGAGCCCGACUGCUUCGGAGGCAAAAGACCCAAAGAGGAGUGGUUCGGUCAUGGCCUGAAGCUGCUUUACCAGCCUGAGGUGGUAAGGCUUUACCUCUUACUGCUCAGCUGCAGCCACAACGCCAACACCUUGGAGGCCGCCGCCGGCGCUCUGCAGAACCUCGCCGCGGGACACUGGAGCUGGUCCAGCUACAUUCGUGCCACGGUGAGGAAGGAGAAGGGUCUUCCCAUCUUGGUGGAGCUUCUGCGCUCGGACGUGGACAAGGUGGUGAGAGCGGUGGCCAUCGCUCUCCGUAACCUGGCCAUGGACAGACGCAACAAAGACCUGAUAGGAAGCUACGCUCUGAGGGACCUGGUGGCCAACCUGCCGUGUGGCCAGCAGCGUCCCGCCAAGAACUUGGAGGGCGACACGGUGGUCUCGCUCCUCAACACCAUCCACGAGAUCGUCAGCGACAGCCAGGAGAACGCCAGAGCGCUCAUCCACGGACACGCCAUCCAGAAACUGGUGGCCAUCAGCAAGUCAAGCCAAUCCUCACGUGAGACCAGAGCCGCUUGCCAAGUCCUCCAGAGCAUCUGGACCUACAAGGACCUGAGGACCAGUCUCAUAAAGGCGGGUUGGAACAAAAGCCACUUUAAGCCAACAACCACCACGGUGACCAAAAAAUCCAAGAGUGCAAAGCAAAGCAGCGAUGACAUCACUUUGCCUCUCAUGGACAAAAGCCAAGAUGUUUAUUCCAGUUUGGAGGCCAGCGACAGAGUCGGGGAUGGAAUUGGAGCUGUUGUUGAGAGAGAUGCCGUCCAGGCCACCAGCGAGAAGAAGCACUUCAUCCGAGCCGGCCGGCCCGCCGUGGGCCUCAUGGACAACAAACCUCCCCCACUGGACUCGUGGGUGUAAACACUGUCGACCGUUUCUACUGUGCUGUACUGGAGACGCCCUCUAGUGGACAUUUAUGCAAAUUGAUGCGACACUUCGAAACGACCACUAUUUCAUUUUGACGAUAAAGUAGGGUAUGUGCCAAAUAUUGACUUGUAUCUCUGAGACAUAUUAGACCUGACGUGCAGUGUGAAGUAGACCGAAAUAUGCAAGCUGUGGUAUAUUAGGACUCCAAAGAAAAUGUAGGUUUACCACAAAUAAUCAUGAACUUAAGCUGCUAUUUUUUUAUAUAUAAAUAUCAAUUAUUAGAUACUUAAUUAACUUUAAUAAUGAUACUAAGGAUAAUAAUAGGGUGAUAUAUGUAUUGAGCAUAAUGGAAUAAUUCUGUCCCGCCCCCCCCCAACGGUUUUGAUUCAGAGCAAGACGAGAUGUGUAAAUGUGUAACAAAGGACUGUUAAUAGGCUAAAUCAAUGCAUUUAUAUUGUAAUAUUUAUGAUACAUUAUAGAGUAUAAAACAGCCAUGUUAUGAAUCCAAGUACGUCGGUCAUUCUGUACACUUGAGGUUUGUAGUCGCUCGCUCCCUUUUGCAUUGCAGUGUCGAAUUAAAGAUGGAAAUAAACCCAUGUGCAGAA
This is a messenger RNA of Nerophis ophidion (straightnose pipefish), 3285 nucleotides long. RefSeq names its product ARVCF delta catenin family member a (gene arvcfa). Gene Ontology annotation, molecular function: cadherin binding. Gene Ontology annotation, biological process: cell-cell junction assembly; cell-cell adhesion. Lineage: Eukaryota; Metazoa; Chordata; Actinopteri; Syngnathiformes; Syngnathidae. The record is from RefSeq and is a predicted model, not a curated record. Gene Ontology annotation, cellular component: plasma membrane; cytoplasm; adherens junction. The coding region runs from base 143 to 2674 and encodes 843 amino acids. The transcript has 15 exons.